Messenger RNA from Protopolystoma xenopodis, 759 nucleotides. NCBI's taxonomy places the organism in Eukaryota, Metazoa, Platyhelminthes, Monogenea, Polystomatidea, Polystomatidae. The record is from the annotation of a GenBank genome assembly.
AUGUGCGCACUAACCCUGACAAACAUAACUACUCUUAAAGAAUGCCAGGAAAAAUUAGUUGAUCAGCUUAUUUCUCAAAUCCAGCGAUCUCCGGGACCUCCUACUCGUAAUCUCAUUGGUCGUUGCUUAGCCUCAUUGUUUUCAAACGGAGAUACAUUAUACCUUUACAAGGCGAUAAAUACCUGCAAUGACAUAUUAAAAUCCAAAGAUGAUGGACCUCCCUAUUUAAAUAUCCGCCUAACAGCUAUUAAUUGUCUCGGAACUAUGUAUGAACGCCUUGGGCGUUUGGCUGAAUCUCAAACUCGUUAUGAAAUUAUGCUAGCCCUUCAUGGUAUUGUACAUGGACUUGGAUAUUCCGGUUACGGCUGUCAUAAAGAAAUCUAUAAGGCUGCUAAAAAUUGUAUGACGGAUAGAGCUAUGCCCGUUCGUGCAGCGGCUGCUAAGUGCAUCUACGCUCUUGUAGACUAUUCUCAGUCUUUGCACACUACGGAUCUUGAAGCCACCGUUAACCUCUGUCUUCGUAGUAUGGAAUCAUCUUCGUACGAAGUUCGUCUUGAGUCUUCCCGUCUCCUAGGUCAUCUGCUUGCCCGCACACAAGGCCAUAGUUUUAAGGGCUUUGGACUUCAUCCGUCUAGCAGCUUGACCGGAGGGAGUGGGAGUGGCGCCGGUUCAUGUGGUACUAUAGGAAGUUGUGGCGGCCAAAUUGGGAAUAAUGGAAUAACAGGAACCGGGGUCGCAACUACCUCAGGUAAGUGCUGA